Messenger RNA from Diversispora eburnea, 528 nucleotides. Lineage: Eukaryota; Fungi; Glomeromycota; Glomeromycetes; Diversisporales; Diversisporaceae. The record is from the annotation of a GenBank genome assembly.
AUGUUCAGAAUUCGUGAUUAUGAAAAGCAUAUACUUUCUCUUUAUUAUCAAAAAAUUUCCAGUAAAUUUUCUCGUUCACCAGGCCAUGAAAAUAUUCAUGCAGAACUUGCAGUUGCUCGGUCCAAUGAUUUGCCUACAGCAAUUAAAGGACAUCGUGAAUGGGAUAUAGAUAGCAUUUCCUAUAAACUCGAUCAAUCUCCCACUGUAACAUCAUUUAUUGAAGUUGAGCAUCAGAAACAUCUUUCAGCCAGAAAUUUUAUCGAGAUUUCAUGUAGCCUUAUUGCUAGUACAGGAGCAAGUCUCAAACUAAUAAAAAUGGAUGAGAGUCGAGGAGUUAUAGGGAUUUGUAAAAAGGUUCGUAAUGAAAUUAGGGCUGAAGUAUCAGUUAUCAAGCAUAUAGAUUUUGAGGCAGUCGUCACUUUUCAAAAUCUUACUCCUGAGGAAGCUGAAAUUUUUAAACUCGAUUCAGAACGUUCAGUUGUAGAUACUAUGGCACUUAAGCAUUUUUAUAUGUGGAAAAUGAUAUGA